GGAAACUGUCAAAAAUAGAGAGAGAGAGAGAGAGAGAUGGCCACAGGGAAUUCCCUUGAAUAUACGCCAACUUGGGCUGUUUCCAUUUUUGCUUUGUUUUUCUUCCUUCUAUCUUUUAUCAUUGAAGCCGGUCUUCAAUGUCUAACGAAGUUUCUCAGAAGAAGAAAAAGAAAGUCUCUCAAUAGGGCUUUGGAGAAGUCCAAAGCAGAAAUGAUGAAGCUGGGAUUCAUAUCAUUGCUUCUCACGGUGUCGGAAGUACCGAUAUCGAAAAUCUGUGUCAGCCAUAGUGUGGCAAAUUCUUUUCUUCCAUGUGAAGAUCCCUUGGAGUCUGUAGAACCAGCUGUGGCAUCGGCCACACAAGCUUCACCACCAUACUCUGAUGAAUAUGAUCAUGAUCAGUCUAACACAAUGAGUCUUUCCGCGGAAACCGACGAUGAGGAUCAAAAUUACUGCGAGUCAAUGGGGAUGGUUUCUCUGAUGUCAAGGGAAGGAGUUUCGCAGCUGAAUAUCUUCGUCUCCGUAUUGGCAGUGUUUCAUGUUCUUUACUGCCUCAUCACAAUGUUUCUUGGGAUGGCUAAGAUGAGAAGAUGGAAAGCAUGGGAGGACGAAACUCGAACUCUUGAGUAUCAAAUUCUUAAUGAUCCAAGGAGGUUCCAGUAUAUAGAUCAAACAUCUUUCGGCAAACGGCAUUUGAAGUUCUGGAGUAAAUACCCUUUCUUGCUUGGCCCAGUUUGUUUGGUUCGACAAUUCAGUGGCUCAGCAAUCUCGAAAAUUGACUACUUCACACUUCGGAACGGGUUCAUUUCGGCCAACUUUGCUGAAGGCAGCGACUUCAACUUCCAGAAAUUUCUUGCCAGAGCUUACGAUGAUGAUUUUGAGCAGGUUGUUGGAGUCAGAUUAUGGAUCUGGAUCUUCUGCAUUCUUUUCAUAUUCUUCAGCGCGCACGAGUUUUACAACCAUUACUGGCUAACUUUCAUUCCUCUAGGGAUUAUUCUGGUUGUGGGGACAAAACUGCAAAUCAUAAUAACCAAAAUGGGCUUGGAGACUUACAAGAAGAAUUCUGUCAUUCAAGGAAGCUUUGUUGUAAAACCCAAUAAUGAUCUGUUCUGGUUUGGAAAACCUCAUUGGCUUCUUCAUCUCCUCCAGUUUGUCCUAAUCCAGAACUCCUUUCAGCUGGCAUUCUUCACCUGGACAUGGUUUGAAUAUGGUCAAAGAUCUUGCUUCAACCGCGCUAAGGAAGAUAUCGCGAUAACAAUCUCCAUGGGAGUCCUUGUGCAGUUCCUUUGUGGUUACCUCACCUUACCUCUUUAUGCACUUGUUACUCAGAUGGGUUCUGGCAUGAAGAGAGCAGUGUUCACAGAGAAUGUGGUCCAAGGCCUUAAUGUCUGGCUCAAGAAUGCGAGGCGCAAUCUUACAAAGAACAAUCCUAUCUCGAGUCACAGACCCUCAAUUUCGUGGCACUCUGAUACGACUGACCUUUCGAAUACAGAUGAACCAAAUAAAAACACUCCAGAACAGCAACAACAACACCUUCCUACUUCAACACUUUCGAUGACUACCGCCGCUGCUAAUACUACUACAGUUCCUACUACUACUUUUAGCUCUUUAGAGAUCACAGAAGAGGAAGUCUCAUGUGACGGCCGCCACUACCAUAAUGGAAAGCAAGACAUAACAAGCAUGUCGAGGUCGAACUCGAAACCGAAGAUAGUCUCCACCAGAGGAACCUAUGACGGUGAGAUCUCAUUCGGAAGUAGCUGGAAGACGGUGGAAAUCGGCAGGGAAAUGGACAGCGAAAUCACUUCCAUAAUUGAAGAAGACGACCAAGAUACUAGUGUCUUGUAAAUUAUGUAGUGGUGAUUUGUUGUUGGCCAUAUGUCGAAAAAUCCGUAAAGGUUUUCGAAGGAUUGAAAGGCAAAAAAACCAUAAACAAACAAUGGUCAUAGUUAUCAAACAAACGAAGCACAAACAAAUUGAACACUAUUGAUUUUGCAAGACAGGAAAACGGAUUUGGCAACUGAAUUAAAUAUUUUGAUACCAAGAAAUGAAAAAUAAACAAACAAGAUCCACU
Molecule: messenger RNA, 2068 nt
Organism: Morus notabilis
Lineage: Eukaryota; Viridiplantae; Streptophyta; Magnoliopsida; Rosales; Moraceae
Product: MLO-like protein 12
Exons: 14
Coding region: 37-1842 (601 amino acids)
Biological process (GO): defense response
Cellular component (GO): membrane
Source: RefSeq, a predicted model, not a curated record